CGUAAAUUCCAGCGUUUAGAAUCUACCACUCUUAGAGGCUGUGCGUAGUAAUAGUAGUUGCAUUCACACUGGCCCCUGCUUGACCUGGUAAUAGCGUGGAAUUCCACAGAGCAAGGCGUUGUCUUUAUCCAGAAGCUGGAACAGUCAGACGCACUACAAUAACUCGCGCACUCGCAUUUUGACUUUGGAAUAUCGACGGACAUACAUUUUACAAUCUUAGAAGUAUUUUAUAACAAAGUUUAACUUCAGUACUUUAAGUUGUAUUUUUACAACCGUCAAAAUUGCGGGGAAACAAGAAUUAGAGCUUAUAAGCUACAGUCCUCUUGUUGACGAAAAAGAAACAAAAAUGUCUGAUCAAACAGAAAGCAAGCCCGAAACAGUUGAGGUUGCAGAAGAAAAACCAGUUGAUCCUCUCGAUACACCAGUAGCUGAAACCCCAAAUGAAGAAGUUGAAGAUAAAAAGGAAGACGCUGAGAAGGACGCUGCAGAAGACGCAGACGCUUCAGUUCUGGAUGUCACAACGGUAGACGAAAAGGCAAAACUGAACGGUGAUGACGACAAAGAUUCAAAGAAAAAGAAAAAGGAGAAGAAACCGAAGAAAGAAAAGAAACCUAAAGCGCCUAAAGAGCCAAAGGAGCCCAGGGCACCACUGUUUGAACCAAUUGUCGUUGACACUUUGGACAGGGACCCCACCCAGCUGAACGACCAAGUGAAGCUCCUGUUCACAGAUGUUGUAGCAGAACCAGAUGCUGGAACAUACAGCUUUGACAAUGUCUGGGUGUUCAGUUAUAGGGCAUUUAGCUGUUCCAAACUGUGGUGCUACAGAAUCAUUGCUCUUAUCUUAGGCCUUCCACUUGCCAUCUGCUGGGGUCUUUACUUUGCUGCGUUGUCCUUCUGUACAAUCUGGUGCUGUAUGCCAUGUCUCAAAGCUUACAACAUCAAGUUGGGAAUUGGUAGAAAGUUCUAUGCUGGUUUCAUCAAUGCAUUCUUAGCGCCUUUGUUUGAAGCUUUCGGAAGAUGCUUUUCAAGUAUAAAAGUCAAUCUUUCAAAAGAUGCUACGAAUGUAGUUUAAUAAAACAUUGAUGGUGACUGUUUCAUAAAAUAAGCGUCAGCUACGUUUUCAUGUAAAUAAUCAGACUGUAAGUAAACCAUAACAUCAAUGCACAGACAUCAUGAGACACUUGUGCCAUAACAUGUAAAAUUGAGAUGCAAAAGCUGGAAGAAGGAUCUGUGUGUUUUAAGAAUUGUGGUUGAGAAUAGAUAAGAUGCAUCAUCUAUUGUCAAUCACUUGAUCUGAAUCAUUAACAUAUACAUAUUAUAAAUAAUAUAUACAACAGAGCCUAUAUGGACAUACAUACAUAACAGUAUUAUAUAUCCAUUUUGUGUACUAUACAUGUUUAGAAGAUCUAGAUUUGUAGAUUUUUCUGUACUAGUAAAUGUCUUUAAUUUGGUCUUGGCAAGCCUAUACCUAUACUCAGGGUCCAAAUAUAUGCUACCUAGUGCAUAUAGCCUAUGGUCAUCAGAAGUACAGUAAAACUUGGCAAGUAUAACACCUUUAUAUGAGGAACAUCUAAGUGGAACACUUUAAAGCUAAACAAAAGUGAUCCGCUUUCACAGGUUUUACUGUACAACCUUCAUACUACCAAUUCACUGUAGUAUCUUUAGUCUAUCUCUAGUAUACCUUUAAGUAUCUUUUGUAAAAUAUUUACAUAACACUCUUAUCAUAUUUUCUGUAUAAAUUGUGUUUCAUUAUAUAUUUUUAUCUGUAUUGAUAGCUAGUUUUCUACCUCCUUGACUCCAUAUUUGAUAUUCAAUCUAUCUAGCCCAUUUGAAAAUAUUCAGUUCUCCUGUUUUUAGGAUACUUCACCAACAUACAGUAUAUAAGCAUUUGGGGACAUUUUUAUACUUUUUACUAUGUGUUUACAAUAAACACAAAGCAAGAUGUUAGAUUACUUGUAAAGGUGGGCAUUUAUAUUAACUAACUGAAAUGUUAGAUUACUUAUGAGAUGCUAGAUUAAUUGUAACGUUAAGCUCUAUGAUUAAUAAGAUGUAAGAUUACUUGUUAAAGUUGGCCAUUACUUUUAAUAAGAUGCUAAUUUACUUGUAAAGUUGGGCAUUACUUUUAUUAAGAUGCUAAUUUACUUGUAAAG
Molecule: messenger RNA, 2150 nt
Organism: Owenia fusiformis
Lineage: Eukaryota; Metazoa; Annelida; Polychaeta; Sabellida; Oweniidae
Source: the annotation of a GenBank genome assembly